AUGCCGCGCUUAGAAGCUAGGCUACCGAGAGGGAAUAUCUCCUAUGUCGACACGAUUUUAACAAAGGAGAAACCACUACCCCGCUUUCAGUGGAAGAAUGUGCUGUGGGAAAUACAAUGGAUUUCAUUCAUGGCCCUAGCGCUCCCACCGCUCAUUGCUUUGUACGGCUUUGCGACGUACCCGGUACAGCGCGCCACACUUUUAUGGUCUAUUACAUAUUAUUUCUUGACUGGAUUGGGCAUCACUGCUGGAUACCACCGACUAUGGUCUCAUCGUGCGUAUAGCGCGUCCGAUCCGCUACAAGCCUUUUUGAUGUGCAUGGGUUCUGGCGCUGUAGAAGGAUCCAUUCACUGGUGGGCCCGUGGUCACCGUUCUCACCAUCGCUACACGGAUACGGAUCUGGACCCGUAUGGUGCACACACAGGUCUUAUAUGGGCACACCUUGGCUGGAUGAUUGUCAAGCCACGUCGGAAACCCGGUCGCGUGGAUACAUCCGAUUUAAAGAUGAAUAAAUUCAUCAAAUUCCAGCACCGUUUCUAUGUUCCGAUGAUUCUAUUUUGGGGCCUCGUUUUCCCUACCAUUGUUGCUGGCUUUGGCUGGGGCGACUGGAAAGGUGGGUUCUACUUUGCAGGCAUUGCGCGCCUAGUUUUUGUACAUCAUUCCACCUUCUGCAUCAACUCGCUGGCGCACUACCUUGGCGAGGCGUCAUUUGACAACAAACACAGCCCUCGUGAUAACUUUAUCACCGCACUGGUCACCAUUGGUGAAGGAUACCAUAACUUUCACCAUGAAUUCCCGAUGGAUUUCCGAAAUGCAAUUUUCUGGUACCAGUACGAUCCGACCAAAUGGUUUAUUUGGUCCAUGUUUAAGCUGGGUCUUGCCUCGAAUCUCAAAGUGUUCCCUGAGAACGAGGUGAACAAGGGCCGCUUGGCGAUGCAGUUGAAGAAUGCGCUCGAAUUCAAGGAGACGCUGGAUUACAGCAAACCGGCAUCCGAGCUCCCCAUCUUGACAUGGGACGAAUUCGAAGCAGAAGCAAAGAAGCGUCCUCUUAUUGUUGUUCACGGCUUCAUCCACGAUGUUGCAGACUUUAUGGAUGAGCACCCGGGAGGCCGUGCCUUGAUUAGUUCGCGUCUAGGCCGCGACGCGACCACCGCAUUUGAAGGAGGCAUCUAUGAGCACUCUAAUGCAGCACAUAACCUUCUCUCGAUGAUGCGCAUUGGUGUAUUAUCGGGAGGAUACGAGCCUGCAAAGAUCAGGCCUUCGCAUAUCCGCACGCGCUCGCGCACUGAUUCCGGCUUUGCUAGCAGGUCCACCUCGCAGGGUUCUGCAAGUGACUCGGACUGCGUCGAUGAAUCCACACACGACGAGGUGUCGCACAAAGAUGGCGAAAUUGCACGCGCAGCGUCACAAUACGUCCCGCCGGGCGAAGCAUACGAUAUUCUUCAACACCGAGAACUUGGAGAGAAUGUGAAGAUGGAAAGCACCUCGUACGGAAAACUAUUCUGA
This is a messenger RNA of Malassezia vespertilionis, 1506 nucleotides long. RefSeq names its product stearoyl-CoA 9-desaturase (gene OLE1). Gene Ontology annotation, cellular component: endoplasmic reticulum membrane. Bases 1 to 1506 code for a protein of 501 amino acids. The record is from RefSeq and is a predicted model, not a curated record. Gene Ontology annotation, molecular function: stearoyl-CoA 9-desaturase activity; iron ion binding; heme binding. Lineage: Eukaryota; Fungi; Basidiomycota; Malasseziomycetes; Malasseziales; Malasseziaceae. Gene Ontology annotation, biological process: unsaturated fatty acid biosynthetic process. The transcript has a single exon.